GUUAGUCUGGGCCAGGGUGUUGUAGCAUGUUGUCUCCUACUCUACAAGAGAACAGGAGCCUGCUGCCAUUUGAUUUGUCUGAGUUCCAUGCCUUAUCCCAUUCUACACUGUCAAUGAUCUCUGAAGGCGUGUUCUUGCUUGAAUUGCGUAAAUGUAAAUGUUUCCCCGUCAGAAUGUAACUGACCAGUGUUUUUCUUUUCCCCUUCUUCCAGACGUGGUGGUGGAGGAGUUCUUUGAGUACGAUGCUGAGGACUUCCUGGUGUUCCUGACCCUGUUGAUCACUGAGGGACGGACCCCAGAAUGUUCUGUGAAGGGUCGCACAGAGGGGCUGCACUGCCCCCCUGCAAAGUCCGCCCUGCCGCCCCUACACAGGCACGAGUGCAGCGACAAACUGCCACAGUGUGUGCAGGCGCGGCGUGUGCGCUCGGAGGUGUGUGUGUUGUGGAGGAACAGUAUUCCCAUCAUGGUGGAGGUGAUGCUGCUGCCAGACUGUUGCUAUGGAGACGAGAGUCCCCCUAGUGACCCCAUCAGUGACCCAGCGAUCAAACAAGACGCUCUGCUACUGGAGCGAUGGACUCUGCAGCCUGUACCACGACAGAGCGGUGAUAGGUUUAUAGAGGAGAAGACUCUGCUGUUGGCUGUUCGUUCCUACGUCUUCUUCUCCCAGCUCAGUGCCUGGCUCAGUGCUUCUCACGGCAUUGUACCCCGAAACAUCCUGUAUAGGAUCAGUGCAGCAGAUGAGGAGUGUGUCUGUCAGUUCUCCCAGCCCCCAGCGGAGCACCUGUUCCCUGUCCCUAACGUGUCCCAGAGUGUUGCCCUGAGGCUCAGGGUCCAGUCACUCCCUCGUCAGCCCACCUACCCCACCCUGGCCUGUAGCAUACACACCGGCCUGACCCUGGCCCCACUCUACAGCAAGACCCCCAGCCUUAAGCCCAACCUCAGCCCUAACCUCUACAGCAAGACACCUAGCCUUAACCCAGGCCUGAACCCUAACCUCUACAGCAAGACACCUAGCCUGAACCCUAACCUCUACAGCAAGACACCUAGCCUUAACCCAGGCCUGAACCAUAACCCGCCUCUGUACGAGAGGAGCCACAACUCUAAAGAGAGCCACAACAGAGCGUCUCUGCCUUUCUCUGGCCUCCCCUUCCCCAGUCCUCCCAGUCUCGCCCUGCCCAGUAAGAGAGGCCCGGACCCCACAGACAGCCAUGGUCAUUCUAGCCAGAAUGGAUCAGACCUCCCCCGGGUCAAUAAGGGGCAGACAWCAUCCCCCUACCUCCUCCCCCUCUCCCCCCGGCCCUCCCCCCACCCCCACAGGAAGCUGUCCUCCACCGUGCCCCUCCCCCCCGGGGGAAAGACUGUCAGGUGGCUCUAUGCCCUCACCUCAGACCCCUCCGAUGACAUCACACACACCACCGAGGAUUAUGGGAAGGCCGUCAACGGGGCCGAGAGCUCCAAGCGGCGUGGCUCCGAAGCCCUCCGGGCCUUUAAGACGUAUUCUUUGGCAGAGCCCCCGCGGUGCCCCUCCCCCAGACCCUCCUCUGAGACUAAUCCUCUGAUUGGCUCGCUGCUCCAGGAGAGACAGGAAGUCAUCGCCCGCAUCGCUCAGCGCCUCAACUUCUGCGACCCGACCGCCCCCCAUCUCCCCCCUGCCCUCUUCACCCCCGACACCCACACCAAGACCCCUGUCCGGGGCAGUUACCUUGACAACACCACGCUCAGCAAGACCAAAGAGCCAGAGGGAGCUCCGCCUACUGAGGACACCCCGCCCUCCCCUUUCGACACGCCUAUUGGCGACGCAGCGGCUAUUAUCAGGGAGACGCUGUCUCCGAAACCUGUUGCCUGCCGCAGACUGAGACUCCCAGAGGACAGAGAUGGAGAGACACUGAGAGACCUGGAGACACAGAGAGACAGAGAGGCAUUGAGAGACCGACAGCGAGAGAGAGACAGUAGUCUCUUGUCCCAUGCUGUUCAGGACAUUACCAGACUGAUUCAGGACAGACUGUCUGUCCCCUCUCUGUCCCCAACACACAGCCGCAGCAGCAGCCCGUUACACAAACCACAUACACACAGCACACACACGCUGUGCACCGACACACACACCACACACAGAGGCGGCUACAGUCAUAGCAGUGGCCACUGCAACGGCUACACACCCAGCCAWGACACACACACUCUCUCACACACACCUGCUAGCACAGACAGAGCUGGUGCUCCUCCAGAGACAGACGGUCCAAUCAGAGCCCAGAACGGCUGUUCAACACUUGAAGACCCUCAGGUCAGCCCCCGACUCCAAAUCCUGUCCCGGUCUUCUCCUCUAGUCAUCCCACGGCCUCUACCCCAGCCCCAGUCUCAGGCCUCUCCACUACUCAGCCCCAAGAGUCCCAGGGCCAAGACCUCAAAGAGUUUACACCCCACCCGCCCCCAAGAGGAGCCCAGACCCUCCUCACCUAAAGACAACAUUCUGAGGACCAUCCAGACCCUAACAGUGACCCAGACCACCACCCUGACCCAGACCACUGCACAGACCUUGACCACCAAGCUCACCCACACCCAGACCACUGCUCUCAUCCAGAACCACAUGAAACCUCUGACUCAGUCUCACAACCAGACCCAGACAGAGUCUCGAACUCCGCCCUCACGGACUCAGGGCAGCCCUCGAACCCAGCCCUCUAGUCUCCAGGAUGAGAACCAGGCCCCCCCAGGUUCCAAGUCCUCCAGCCCCCCCAGUCCUGCUACCUCACCCCCUGGCACAGAGCCCAACACUGUCCUGCGUUCUCCCUCGCCCCUGAGACCGUGUAACAGUUGGAGGAAACACAACCGUCACUCUCUGGACUCCACCCUCACCAAGGCCUUCCACCCCUGUACCGGCCUGCCCCUGCUCUCCAGCCCUGUUCCUCAGAGGAGAACUCAGACUGGUUACUUUGACCUGGACUCUUCUCUGACCAGCUGUAAAGGACUGCCCUGGACCGCAGGGAAGAGAGUGUGUGUGAAGAGAGUGGAGGAGUCAGAGGAACCUCAGCCGCUGUUCAGUGCCAGCGCUCCACCUGCCAGCCUCAGUCUACUGGGCAACUUUGAGGAGUGUGUGUUGAACUACCGCCUGGAGCCGUUGGGGUCGGUGGAGGGUUUCACGGCCGAGGUGGUGGCUUCCGGAACCUUCUGCCCCAGUCACAUGACCUUCCCCGUCGACGUCUCCUUCUGCGUCUCUGACGACAACGCACCCUCGCCAUACAUGGGAGUCAUCAACCUGGAGACUCUGGGUAAACGGGGCUACCGCGUCCCUCCAUCAGGAACCAUUCAAGUGACCUUAUUUAACCCCAAUAAGACGGUGGUGAAGAUGUUUGUGGUGGUGUAUGACCUGAGAGCCAUGCCUGCCGGCCACCAGACCUUCCUCCGUCAGAGGACCUUUUCUGUCCCCGUUCGACGGGACAGCACACACUUACACUCACACAAACACGGCAGCCCAGACAACACACACACACACGGCAGCAGCAGGAAAGCCCUCUCCCUYGGCCAGGAACGCAUCCUGCGCUACCUCAUUCACCUGAGGUUCCAGACCUCUAGGUCAGGUAAAGUGUACCUCCACAGGGAUAUCAGACUGCUGUUCAGUAGGAAGUCUAUGGAGGUAGACAGUGGAGCGGCCUACGAACUCAAGUCCUACACAGAGUCCCCAGCUGACCCAGCCUUCUCCCCGCGCUGCUGACACACACACACACACACCUCUAUCUGCUCUGACACACACACCUCUAUCUGCACUGAUACACACACACACACACACACACCUCUAUCUGCACUGACGCAUACAUGCACACCCACAGAGCUGUCAGAGAGCUGGGCUCAGAGCGUUCUCGUGUGGAACAGUCCAGACAGGCUCCGUCCCAGAUACCUAAGGCCUGGAGAUUUUGCUGACCAUGAACAACUCCUGGCCCUACAGAACCCUGCUGUUUUCUGUGAUGCUCAAACACAUCUUUAUAAAUGUAUUAAAGACAUGCUAAAACACACAUCAAAUACACGUUAGUGACCAUGGACCACUGACUGACCAGAACAAGCAAUCAAGCGACUGAGAAAAUUACAAGACGACAUUGAAAAAGCGCACUGUGUAUUUCCACGACUGGAAAUCAAAAGGAGUAAUAUUCUAAUAUUUUUUUGUACUGUUACAAAAACAAAUCUCUGAAGUGUUGCAAUAGAGAGUAACAUGUAGCUUUAGUGUUUACAUAAUUUUCUUUGUUUAUCGUCAGUUAUUUAAUAUUUAAAUUAAUAUUUCAGUUACUGCUUAUGUGACAUCUAUCAUCCUCAGCAUUAKGAUCUAGUGCAAAACUCUGUAAAUCAUAAUGUGUAUUUUUGACAUUAACUCAGAUCUGAAAAUAUAUCUAUAUCUUAAAGCAAUCUUGAAAGCUG
Molecule: messenger RNA, 4398 nt
Organism: Salvelinus sp. IW2-2015
Lineage: Eukaryota; Metazoa; Chordata; Actinopteri; Salmoniformes; Salmonidae
Source: RefSeq, a predicted model, not a curated record